Messenger RNA from Aspergillus steynii IBT 23096, 1338 nucleotides. Its product is annotated as FluG family protein. Gene Ontology annotation, molecular function: glutamine synthetase activity. The record is from RefSeq and is a predicted model, not a curated record. Lineage: Eukaryota; Fungi; Ascomycota; Eurotiomycetes; Eurotiales; Aspergillaceae. Bases 1 to 1338 code for a protein of 445 amino acids. The transcript has a single exon.
AUGACCAAAUCAAGCGCCCUGGCUCGAUGGCAGCAGUUCCACGCCAAUCACCCCGGCGUCGACUUCGUCUGGGUGCUGUUCACCACGUACAUCGGCACCAAUCUAGUCCGCGUCGUCCCUCGACCGGCGUUCGAGCGCCUGCUGGAGACCAACCAAGGCAUCUCCGUCCCCAGCGUCAUCCUCCACCUUCUGCCUCGCGAUAACAUCGCCGACGGAGGCACCCUGACCGGCUCGUUUCGUCUCCAACCCGAUCUGCGAUCCCUGUCGCCCUCCCUGCAUCCCAACAAGGCCGUCGUCAUGGCCUCAUGGACCGAUCGCGGAAAGACUCCCCUGGACGAAUGCGCUCGCACAAAGCUCGACGCACUAGCCCACUCCAUCGAGCAGAAAUCCAACUGCUCGCUCCUCGUCGGCUUCGAGCUGGAAUUCACCCUCCUCCGGCAGCGCACCCUGCCCGACGGACGAGUCACCUACGAGCCCGCCAACACCGACCACGCCUGGUGCAGCAUGACCCGCGACGACGAGCUCCUCCUCGGCCUCCUGGAAGAAGCCGUCCUGGCGCUGCAGUCCCUCGGCAUCAUGGUGCAGCAGUUCCACGCCGAACUCGCCCCGGGGCAGUGGGAGUUCGUCCUGCCGCCAACCUCGCCCCUCCGCGCCGUCGACGCCCUCGUCCUCGCUCGUCAGACGGUCAUGAAACUCGCAAUCAAGCACGGCUACCGCGCCACUCUGCAUCCGCGGUUAUCGCCCACCCAGCCCGGCACGGGAGCCCACGUUCACAUUUCGCUCAACUCCGCGUCCGGGGCUGCGGACGCCUCGACCGCGCAGUCGUUCUUCGCCGGCAUCCUGGACCAUUUCCCCGCUCUCUCUGCGUUCACGCUACCCCAGGAGAUCAGCUACGGUCGGGUCGCGGGGGGCAUCUCGAGCGGGGGUGAGUAUGUGUGCUGGGGGUGGGAGAACCGGGAGACGAUCCUGCGGCGGAUCGCGAGCGAGCGGUUCGAAGUCAAGAUGAUGGACGGGCUGGCGAAUCCGUACCUGGGGUUGUGUGCGUUGCUGGGCGCGGGGGUGGACGGGGUGCGUCGAGGCUUGGUUCUGAGCGCAGGUCCUUGUCUCGGCGAGCCUGGGAGGAUGUCAGAGCAGGAGCGGGCAGAAUUGGGCAUCACGACGAAGAUGCCGGCUGGGCUGGUCGAGAGUCUGGAGUGUUUGGAGGCGGAUGAAGGGCUAAGGGAGGUGCUGGGGGAUGCGCUGGUGUCGACGUAUCUUGCCGUGAAGAGAGGCGAGAUGAAGGUUGUGCAGCAGAUGGGGCCUGAAGAGCAGCGGGUGUGGUUUAUUUCGCGGUAUUGA